This is a messenger RNA of Gymnodraco acuticeps, 3964 nucleotides long. It is a transcript of the gene edc3, whose product is annotated as enhancer of mRNA decapping 3 homolog (S. cerevisiae). Lineage: Eukaryota; Metazoa; Chordata; Actinopteri; Perciformes; Bathydraconidae. The transcript is spliced from 7 exons. The coding region runs from base 162 to 1598 and encodes 478 amino acids. Gene Ontology annotation, biological process: P-body assembly; deadenylation-independent decapping of nuclear-transcribed mRNA. The record is from RefSeq and is a predicted model, not a curated record. Gene Ontology annotation, molecular function: mRNA binding. Gene Ontology annotation, cellular component: P-body.
GUUGUCAUUCAGCAGCUAGCACCAGCAGCAUCUUUUGACCAUUCAAUGAGCUAAGACCUAACAGUUUAAAGGAGCUACAAUUGUCCUUACAGCUCCUAACUUUACACUGUAUUCAUUGGUUUUCUUGAAAAGGCUGUGUUUCGUAUCGAUUUCAAAAAGUCAUGGCAGCCGAUUGGUUGGGUAGUUUGGUGUCAAUUAACUGUGGUCCAACGCUGGGAGUGUAUCAAGGAGAGGUGGUGUCUGUGGACCAGUCCAGCCAAACCAUCUCCUUAAGACAACCUUUCCACAAUGGAGUCAAGUGCCCUGUUCCCGAGGUCACUUUCAGCGCCAUUGACAUAAAGGAGCUCAAGAUUUUAGAUAUCACAAUUGGCAAUGCUAGAAACAGCUCUUCUGCAUCUACAAAAGUAAGCAGUGCUCCAGUCGCAGUCCCAAAGGGCGACCCCAGGUCUGCGGCCAAUCUCAACUCUCCUCAGCACUGCUCCAAAAGCCAAGGAGAACGUCACGUGGACAUACCUGGCCAGCCAAAAGGAUUUCGUCGAAGACACAACUCCUGGUCAUCUAGCAGUAAAGGGGCAAACCAAGCAACACCGAAAAAGAAUGGUGUGAAGAACGGCCAGAUGAAGCCCAGAGACGACGAGUGUUUUGGGGAGGCCACCGACGACGGGGUGGAUACUGAUUUUGAUUUUGAAGGAAACUUGGCUCUUUUUGACAAAGCAGCAGUUUUCUCAGAAAUCGACAUUUCGGAGCGCCGUAACGGUGCAAGAUCACGUGGGACGCCUCUAGACCAAACGCCCACACGGUACCGCCAUGAUGAAAACAUCCUGGAGGCCAAACCUGUUGUGUACAGACAGAUUACUGUGCCGCAGCCUGGGGCCAAAGAGUACUGCACUGACUCUGGGCUUGUUGUACCCAGUAUAUCCUACGAACUACAUCAGCGUCUGUUGUCAAUCGCUGAGCGCCACGGUCUCUCACUGGAGCGAAGACUUGAGAUGACCGGAGUGUGUGCGACUCAGAUGGCGCUCACGUUGCUGGGUGGACCCAACAGAUUCACUCCGAAGAACUUACACCAGCGUCCCACAGUGGCUCUGCUGUGUGGCCCUCAUGUUCAGGGAGCCCAGGGCAUCAGCUGUGGUCGUCACCUGGCCAAUCAUGAAGUGGAGGUCGUCAUGUAUCUGCCCAAUUUUGUCAAGAUGCUCGACUGCGUCACCAGCGAGGUCACCCUCUUCAACAAGACCAGUGGCAAACAGGUGUCAAGUAUCAAAGACCUCCCAGACACGCCGGUGGACUUAAUCAUAAACUGCCUUGACUGCCACGAGAACACAUUCCUGAUGGACCAGCCUUGGUACCGGGCAGCUGCAGACUGGGCGAACCAGAACCGAGCGCCCGUGCUCAGCUUAGACCCUCCUGGUAGUGGACAGGGUCAGGCGGUGGAGGCCAAGUGGUCCCUCUCUCUCUGUCUCCCCUUCUCCCUUGCCGAGGGGGCCGGCAGAGUUUACCUGUGUGACAUAGGUAUUCCUCGACAGGUGUUCAAGGAAGUGGGAAUCAAGUACAUUUGUCCCUUUGGCUGCAAAUUCGUCAUCCCUUUGCACUCUGCGUAAUGGGACUAAUAGUCAACAUGAGUCCCUCACCCUCCAUGACCAUUGGGGUUUUGGCGCCUUAUGUUCCAGAGUUCAUCCAUUACAUUACUAACUCAUCGACUUGAGAAAGGGACCACUGUUUGGUCAAUUAGGACUAAGUCCAUGUGGGUGGGAUAGGAAAGAGCUUUAUUGAAAAAGUAAAUGUGUUGACCAUCAGAGGCUUCAGCCAUAAUGUAGAUACUAUUGUAUUUACAUGAUACGUUCAGAUUGACAAUCUCUGACUUAAAAAGAAAAUAUUUCUGGAUGUCACUGCAAUCUAAACUCAUUCUUGAGCCUAUCUGGUGAAUAAACACCAUUCAAACAUAUAUUUUGUUUAAAUGUGAUGAUAUUACCACAGAAAACCAACAGAUUGGUGUCACCAUUGCUAAUGGCCUUACAGCCUGCCAUACUCUGCAGAACUUUAUUACUCUUACUUCCCAUUUAAGCAAAUGUGGAAAAUUGUCAUUUAUGCGAGUAGUUUUCUAUUUUCUUAACCAGUGUUGAAUGGAGCAGCUGAUGGAGAGAAUCCAGAUAUCAGCAGUUUUGUUUGUUAAAGCUAAAGAAGGCCUUCAUAUGGGCUCUGAUAAGAUGCAAUUUAAAACCUCUUAUAGGCAAAAAGAUUUGCUUACAGAAAUGUGUUACUGAAGUCAUGAUGUUCCACUAGCUUCUGUGCAAUCUCCUCUCAGUCAAGCCAAUGUGUCAUCCACUAUAGUAGUUAUGAGAAAUAUCAACCUUACAUUGAACAGGGAUUAGUUGUUUAGCAUAAAAUAAGUACAAGCUGGGAACCUUUGUCAUUGUGUCUUGGUUUUCAUUUCUAUCAGUUCGCUUUGGCUCUCUAUUGUAUGUUAAAGGACCACAGCAGAGUGUUUACACGUUUUAGUUCCUUAACUACCAAUCAUUUAUGUAAUCUGAUCUUUUUUAAAUGCAGAACACAGAUUACAGAUCUUUGGGAAUUCAUCAGAGCGAUCAUAAAGUCUGUGGUAGUUAAAUUGUUUUGUCGUAAUGUAGUUGAUUUAAAAAAAAAAAGUCUCCAUGCAUUCUAGACAUAGUCUGUUAUGGACUAAAAUGUCAAGAAUGUCCAAGUAGAUUUUCAUGUUUUAUGAAAGCCAAUGGAUGCCUGGUAGACAAAAUGGUCUUAAGUUUCGACCUCCAGGCAGGUGAGAAUGUCGACAGGUGUUUUCGGUUGACAAGUUGUGUUUUAAAACGUAAAAAGGCUCUUUAUAUUUCAGAUAUGAAUGCAUUUCCAGGUGAAUCAUCUGUUAUGAGAAAUGUAACCGUUUCUUUUUUAUAUUCCCUCUCCUGGUAUUGUGAAGUAUGGCUGUUGUGUGUACUCCACCAUUAGUGGUAUUUACCAUGAGAGCUGCUUGUUUUGUGCUGCUUUACGAGGCCUUGACAGAGGGGGUUGUAGGCAUUUCUACUGCCAAAAAAUGUGACAAUGAAAGUCAAACCCUUAGCUUGUUCUUUUAAAAAAUCACAUUCUUUUUAAAUGUGUCCAGAGACAAAGACUGUUGUAUUAGGUAAUGGACAUGGACAUUGUAUACAACAUGUCCCUAAAUUGUGUAUCAUUGCGGUCAGUUUAGUCUAUACAAAGCUGCACUAAAGCAGUUAAAGAAAUGAUAAAGGAAGUCAUCUGGGAAAAGGUUUACAGUGGUUUUGUAUCCACACAAUAACAUCUCAGGAGGAUUAAAAAUACUUCCAUUAUAUGUUUGUUUUUUCUCUGUGCACAUUAUCCUGCACAGGGUUCAUACACUGAUUCUGUGAAAAUGACUUCUCAUGCACAAAGGGUUUGUCCUUUCUCCAACAUUCCUCCGGCCUGAUGUGUUAUGUCACAUCUGUUGAGACAAGUCUAGCUGGGAAGCAUCAGCCAGCGCUACUGAUUGUGAAGAGCUGUUUCCUCUUUGGCCGCCAGGGGGCCAUUACACCACACUUUUGGUGUCUCUUCCUUAUUCCUUUGUAAUGGCAGCUUAAUAUAUCUUUCCCCCGAAAAUAUGGGUAUUUCUCUACGAAAUGUGAACAGUCAGAAACCAUGUGGUGAUCUGGCUUUGGCAGGAAAGCAUUUUCAAAGUGUAUUUGUUUAAAUGCAGGCUCUGCUUCUUGAUAUGCAUUACAUUAGUUUACAUGUUUCACAUUCUCACAUCUGCGCUGGGUGUUUAGUACAUGCAAGGUUAGUUUGCAGUUCAGGAAUAAAAUUCGUUUUUGUACAGCCAGUGGGAGGUUUUGUCUAGACAGUACAACAGUUUCAUUUUUGGUGCGAAGUUCAGUAUCAAGGUUCAAGUGCAAAAGUACUGUGCAGUCCUCUUGUGUCAUGUCUGCAGAUUGAAACAAUAAAAACUUUCAACGUUGCUUUA